Molecule: messenger RNA, 2093 nt
Organism: Dermacentor albipictus
Lineage: Eukaryota; Metazoa; Arthropoda; Arachnida; Ixodida; Ixodidae
Source: RefSeq, a predicted model, not a curated record
CUCAGGACACGCAGCCUUCUCCACCCCUUCCCGGGCGAUUUCGCUUCCGAGAGGGUUGUUGCACCGGACGCGGGCAUUUUGAGUUGCCGUGUGCGUGGUCCGCUCUCCGGCCUGGGAAACACGGCCUGCUGCAAGCGUGUCCCCGGCCCCCACGAGCCGACCGCCCGCUCCUCGAGCCUCGUUAUAAAAAGCGGCUUUCGAAGUCGGCCCGGCUACAAUCCGCUGCCGAGCUCUCCAGACAGCUGACACCGCCACCAACAUGAGCCGCCUGCUGCCCUUCGCUGCCUUCUUCGCCCUCCUGGGUCUAGCCCUGGCUGCCCCGGCCGAGGAAGUAGCUCCACCCGCUGAGGUUCCUGCUGAAGAGGCCAAGCCCGCCCCAGAAGGCGAGAAGCCUCUUGAGGGACGCACGGGCUUCUACCCGGGCUAUGGCGUUGGGGCCUACGGUUCUGGCUUCAACCGCGGUGGAAGCUUUGGCCUGGGUGGCUACGGAAACACUCACGGGCAGGGUGCCUUUGGCUACAAUUACGGAGGCACCAACCGCCGCGACUACGGCAACGUGCAGACCUACGGAGAUCGCGAGGCCUUCGGUGUUGCCCAGAACGCCGGCGCAAACCGCCGCUACGGACAGGGCAGCUCCGGAAACGCCUACAACAACCAGGCCCAUGGAGCAGGAGCCAAUAGCUACGGCUUGGGAUACCAGGCAGGCUACCUCGGCUAUGAGAUUCUAGUUUUAUCGUGUCUGCUUCCCCUGUGCCUCCUUGUGCUUGCCGAAGACAAGCCAGCCGAAGACAAGCCAGCCGAAGUCAAGCCAGCCGCUGAGAAACCAGCUGAAACAACAACAGUGGCAUCCGCUGGCGAUGACAAGAAGGAAGGAGAUGAGAAGAUCGAAGGUCGCGGGCUCUUCCUGAGCGGCGGCGGGCUCGGCGGUGGCCUCGGCGGCUGCCCGCCAUGCCCUUGUGGCUACGGACCGGGAGUGGGCGGCGGAUAUGGUGGAGCAGGCUACGGUUCCGGCUUGGGUGGUAGCUACGGUGCCGGAGGAGGUUCCUACGGAGGAGGUUACGGCGGAGGCUACCGCGGUGGCUACGGUGGUUCCUAUGGAGGUGGCUACGGUGGAGGCGUUCGUCCAGGUGUAGGCAUCGGAGGCGCUAGUUACGGUGGAGGCGUUCGUCCGGGUGUGGGCAUUGGAGGCGCUGGUUACGGAGGUGGAGUCGGUCCUGGCUACGGAGGAGGAGUCGGUCCCGGUGUUGGUGUUGGUCCUGGCAUCGGCAAGGGUGUCGUUGGAGGACCUGUUGGUCCUGUUGGUGGUCCUGGUGUGGGCGUCGGUCCUGGUAUCGGUAAGGGAGUAGUCGGAGGACCCGUUGGAGGACCCGUCGGAGGACCUGUUGGAGGUGCUCUCGGUGUUGGUCCCGGAGUCGGUGGCGUUGGCGGACCCGGCGUGGGUGUUGGACCGGGAGUUGGCGGAAUCGGCGGAGGCUACGGAGGCUACGGAGGCGGCGUCGGUGGUGCGGCUGCUGCGAGUUCGGGCUAUGAGAGUGCCGGAGGUUUCGCUAAUAAGGCCGCUGGGCAGGAAGCCGGCCAGGGAAGCUUUGCCUACAAUCUUGGAGGCUCGGACAAGAAGGUCUUCGGGCAGAGCUCGUCCUACGGAGAUUCGAAAAGCUUCGGCCUGAGUGAAAGCGAGGGCUUCAACCGCGGCGAAGGUCAGUCAAGCCAUGGUAGUGCCUUCGGCAAAGAGGCUGCCGGGUCUGGAUCUGUGUCCCAAAGUUCUGGAAAGGAGGUGGUCGUCGGCUGAAAUAUUUUUAUGGAUGGCUGUUUGUGUGCUGGUCGCCAACGCAGUUUUCCAUUAGUACAAUGAAGCUCGCAACUAUAUUCAGCCUGUGCCAUAGUCUUCGGAGCUUCGUGCAGUAAGAUGCGGAACCUCUACACUACACACUAAUUAAUAAAACGGUACCACUUCGAAGAACUACGACGCAAUAUAUAUUUUGUUUCCUCAAUGGGAAUACCCACAUAUGCCAAACAUUGCAGAAGCGAGUGCCAAAAAACGAAGCGAUCCUGCACGGAAGUAUCUGCAAUAAAGGUAUCUUCAUAAAGUUCGA